Cyanistes caeruleus (blue tit) is the source of this 1304-nucleotide messenger RNA. NCBI's taxonomy places the organism in Eukaryota, Metazoa, Chordata, Aves, Passeriformes, Paridae. The record is from RefSeq and is a predicted model, not a curated record.
UUCUUCUUCAUGGUGGACGUCUAUUUCCCCCAGAUCAGCAACACUACCGACCGCAAGUACCUGGUCCUGGCCGACCUCGGCUUCUCAGGUCUCUGGACCUUCCUGUGGUUCAUCGGCUUCUGUUUCUUGACCAACCAGUGGUCCUGGACACGGGCCGAGGAUGUGUACAUCGGAGCGGACUCUGCCCGUGCUGCCAUCACCUUCAGCUUCUUCUCCAUCUUCUCCUGGGGACUCCUGCUCACCUUUGCUUACAAGAGGUACAAAAUGGGAGUGGAGGACUUUGCUCAAAGCUAUACCGACCCCAGCCCGGAGGUUUCGGCUCCCUACUCCAGCUAUCCCAACAUCAGCCAUGAGAGCUACCAGCAGCCACCCUUCACGCACACAGCGGAUGCCCCGGAGGGUUAUCAGCCACCACCAGUGUACUGAGCCCUGGCUGGCACCCGCGGGACGGCUGUACCAGUGCAAUUCCUUCCGCGGGGUGGGGGAUCUGGGACUUGGAGGGGACAGUGGGGUGGGAGGGUGACAGCUGCUUUUUUGAAGGUGACUGGGCCUCUUCAUGGGGUGCAGGAGGGGCUUCUGCCUGGUCCCAGAGCUGAGAUCCUCACUGGAGGGUCCAGAGCCCAGUGUGUGGUGGGUGAUUUGCAGCUGCUGAGUGAGCACUGCAGCUGCAGGAGGUUGGGUGUGUGGGAGGCCUUGACAUGUACGAGCCUUUGCUUUGGCUGUGGUGCCUUGGUGGUGGGGUGCAGUUCACAGCCCCUGACCCUGGCUCUGCCCUGUGACUGUUGCCCUGGCCCAUCCUGUCUCCUGUGCCUUCCAGCCCUGCUGGCUGCAUUCCCCCAAGUGCCAUCUCUCACCGCCCUAGCACAGCCAGGCCCAGCUCCUGCCUGUGCUGCCUUUCUGUGCCUUCCCCCAUGGGCUGCUUCUGGGUGAGCUGUUGCCAAAGCCCCCUCUUCUCUUGCCUGAUGCCGUGCUGUGCCUUCCCCCAGCCUGCCCUGAGCUUGGCUAAUGCAGUUUGGGGUCUGUGGGAGCAGUGAGCACUGAGAGCCCUCAGCAGGGCUGUGGCUGAGGACAGUCCUGGAGCACUUUCUUUCCCUUGUGUGCCUGCCUGAGUGCUGCCUCUGCUGCUGUUUGGCUGAGCUCCUGCACCCUGGCCACACCAGGAGCCUGCGGGCCGUUGUCUCAGGUUGUGUUUGCUGCUGUGCUGUGGUAAAGCUGUUCCUGGCAGCCGUGUGGGCCAUCACUGCUGGGGCCAGUGUUCAAGUAGUUGUCACUGUAGGGUUGAAAUAAACUUUUUCACCAAGCCA